CAGUAGCGGAACUUGCAGGGGCCAAUCAACGGUGGAUCAACGGUUGAAUGGAAUCAACGGUGGAUGGAUGGUUGAAUCUUGGACGACGUAUAGAAAUGAUAUACGUGGAAGGUGCUAUACCGUGGAUUACGAAAUACCGUGGAUCAACGGUAGAUUCCGGUACACGAAGUUGAAAAUUCCUCGAGGAUUCCGAUAAACCGUUAAUUCACCGUUGAUUCACCGUUAAACUUCAACCACUGAAUGAGUUCUUCUAUGGAUGCCACCACUCUGAACUGUGUGUCGUUUUAUCUAAAAGCCCAUUCUACCAUCUGUGCCGCCAUCGUCAAGCGCAUUUAGCUUAGAGAUCUCUGUCUGUAAUCAUUGUAAAACACUUUCCUUGCAAUGAAGCUAUAGAAAAUGUCUACUGGACAGCAGAACUCGGUCUUAGAUGCGCAGGCUCCUUAUCCUCUUCUCGAUUCUGACGAUGAGAAUCCCUCUGUUCGGGAAGAUUCCCUUUCUCCACGCGCACACAAGCGACAGCGCCGCGAAGAACUCUCUGCGCCGAAGAAGCGCAGUAAGGGGACGAAGAACGGACAAGCGUCCCAGUCCGAGCUUGAUUUCCUGUCUCAAGCAAAGAAAUUUGGGCGCGAAACUCGGUGGAGUUGGUUCCUCAACCAUGACACCGAUGCCUAUCCUUCGUUGAUCCGGAAGGUAUAUGGCCAGGAUUUUCCAGCCGAAAUGACUGCGGAUUCUGCCCUCUGGCGCCGGGCCAAACAGGUCUUUAAAGACCAAGUCAAAACGUUCAAGGCCCAAACCAUCGAGAAGAUGAGAGACUGGCUCGAGCAGAACGUACUCCUGAAUCAAGUCUUGUCUCGACUAGAUUCCGCUGGUGUUGCCCUCCAUCUCGGCGAAAAGUUCUCUUCGGAGGAUUUCCUUAACGUAUGGUAUUAUAUGAAGGGAUAUCUAGAUGUAGAUAAAUCCUCUCAAUUGGGGGAAUUUUAUUGCAAGUCCAUGUUUAUGUCCCUGGGCUCGUUCGUGUGGGGGAUUGUUCGGGCGGAGCGUAUAGAGAAGACUGGCUCCGAAACGGCGAAAUCCAAGCUUCAUAAAGCUUGGUAUUCAAUGUGCCUUGCGGAGCCGUUUGAGGACGUGGAUAGGGAGUGUUUUAAAGAGCUAUUUAAUAUUAGCUCUGGGCAGAGGGACCCUACACCGCGUCAAAAUGACGCUACACUAGCGACAAUGUCGUUUGCACUUAUAGCCCCCCCUCCUCACCCCCGCGACUCUAGGUCCGGUGGCAUUGUGCCUGGACUUCUAGAUCUUUGGGAUUCCCAACGUAUUCUUGGGUAUAGGAUACAUACACGUAUACUUCUUAUUCCGGCACGUAUUGUCUACCUGCUAUAGUGGAUCCUACUACCCGCCUACCUGCCUGUCUGCCCGGAAUGUAAUUUCCUUUACUAGUUUUCUUUUGAAUGAUAAAGUAAAUAGAAUAGAAUACGAUACUAUGUCUAAUAGCCUACUGUAUUCUCAAUUGCGAG
This is a messenger RNA of Eremomyces bilateralis CBS 781.70, 1511 nucleotides long. RefSeq lists its product as uncharacterized. The record is from RefSeq and is a predicted model, not a curated record. Bases 397 to 1377 code for a protein of 326 amino acids. NCBI's taxonomy places the organism in Eukaryota, Fungi, Ascomycota, Dothideomycetes, Eremomycetales, Eremomycetaceae. The transcript has 6 exons.